Molecule: messenger RNA, 4810 nt
Organism: Ruditapes philippinarum (Manila clam)
Lineage: Eukaryota; Metazoa; Mollusca; Bivalvia; Venerida; Veneridae
Product: endonuclease V-like
Exons: 9
Coding region: 175-1038 (287 amino acids)
Biological process (GO): DNA repair
Cellular component (GO): nucleolus; cytoplasm
Molecular function (GO): single-stranded RNA binding; RNA endonuclease activity producing 5'-phosphomonoesters, hydrolytic mechanism
Source: RefSeq, a predicted model, not a curated record
GGAUGAAACAUUAGUUUUAGUAUUAAAAGUAUGUUAAAUAUAGUUUAAUUUUCAUUAAACAUAUUUGUUUCGUUAAAGCAGAAACUCUGAUUGCCGAUAAACCAACAUUUAUUUCCUUAGUUUUAUUCCUUUUCAGUAAGGCGCUCAUUAAAAUUAGAGUAUAUCAGUCUCAGAAUGCUGUCUGCAUUAAGAAACUGUUUCAUAAACUACAUAGCUAAGCCGCUAGGUUUAGUAGAAAUUCCGACAAGUAGAGCUGAAAUACUUCUGUCAAAUGAAGUAAGAGAAAAAUGGGAAAGGGAACAAGAAGAGUUAAAGAAGAGGAUGGUACUUGAAGACAGUGAAGAUUUGAAAUGUAUGGCUGGUUCAUGUGACCCUGAAUCUGUAAAGAAGAUGUACUAUGUAGCUGGUGUAGAUAUAUCAUUUGUGAAAGGUGAUGAUGUAAAUGCUUGUGCAGCAGUAGUUGUUUUAUCAUUUCCUGACCUCAAGACUGUGUACAGUGACUGUCAGAUGAUACAAUUAACAGAGCCGUACAUCCCGGGAUUUCUUGGCUUCCGAGAAGUGCCGUUUAUUGUGGAUCUGUUUGAGAAGUUAAGAAAAGAUCAGCCGCAGUAUAUACCUCACGUUGUUAUGGUGGAUGGCAAUGGUAUACUGCAUCCUAAAGGAUUUGGUUCAGCAAGUCACAUGGGUGUAAUUUUGAAUUUACCAUGUAUAGGUGUGGCUAAGAAACUGUUUCAGGUGGAUGGUCUAGAAAAUGACAGUGAGCAUAAGCAAAAGAUAGAAGCAUUAACCACUGGUGGUGACACAUUCCCAUUGAUAGGUAACUCAGGAAAAACUUUAGGAAUGGCAUUACGUAGCUGCAAUAAUACAAAGAAUCCAGUCUAUGUGUCACCUGGCAACCUGGUUACCAUGGAUACAGCUGUAAAACUGGUUCACAAAUGUUGUAAACACAGGGUACCAGAACCCGUUAGACUGGCUGACAUAAAUUCACGAGAAUAUUUGAGGGACAAUUUCAAACCAGAGGCAGCUGCAAAUACUUGAUAAACAUUUCAUAAAUUAGAGAAUAGUUUCUGUGAUCUUUAUUUAUUUCAUGCUUUCCAGUGUUUUAUUGUAAUAUAUCAGAUGAUUAUAUUCUGAUAAACCACUAGUGAAAUUUAUAAAAUAUAAUUUUCACUGUAGCCGGACUAUAUCUGAAUGCGGAUGAAAAGAAAAUCAUAACUAAAUGGAAUAACAUGCAAAAAUAAAUGCCGUCAUACGUAAAUUUUGCUUCUUUAGGAAAAGUAAGUCGAACUCACCAUAAAUCAUGUUAAAAAUGUAUCAAAAUUAGAGAAAUUUAACAGAACUGUAUUUCAAAAUUGAUUAUGUGACGUCAUGAUAUGAUGACGUCACAAAGGAGAAUGCGCGACGUUACGCGGCAAAAUCAGUACAAAAUACUUAAAAUCACUUAAAAAACAUGAAAUAAAUAGAAAAUUUAUUUGUUUUACAUAUAAGAUUGAAAUAUAUUUCAUUCGUGAGCACCAGCUAUUAUAUUUUCACUCGUGGCUACGCCACUCGUGAAAAUAUUGCAUCUGGUGUUCAUUCAGUGAAAUUAUAUUUCAAUCUUACAUGCAAAACAAACAAAUAUCCUCUAUAUAUCAAACUUCCAGCCUGUGAUAUUUAUUGACAAUGCAAACAUGUUUUAAGGUGAUUUUCAAUGACAGUGCCUUCAGUAGAAAUGCACUGUUUAUCAGUUAGGUUUAUCAGUGUGCCAUGGUUAAUAAUGGGAUGUUGGUUAAUCACUGUGCCUUAGUGAUAUUAAGUGUACCUUAUGACAUUAAAUAAUAGUGCCUUGGCUUAUCAUGUGUAAUUACUAUUUUAAGUGAUCAAAAAUAAAAUUUGAAUUUCUUACAUAGAUCAGCUGGAGCACUUGAAACAAAAAGACAUAAAAAAGAUAAUCAAGACAUAUAGUAUAAUCCUUAACCCAUUACCCGAUAUACAUGCCUUUUAAUGCCUUUUUCAGCCCCUCCCCCCCCCCCACCCUUUUUUGUUGUCUCAAAUGGUGAAAAAAUGCCAUAUUUAGGCCCCCAACACUAAGUCUUGUUUUUGUUUGAGAAAUGAUGUUUCAAAAAGUGAGCACUCUUUUUCGGCACGGCCAUGGUAAUAGGAAAUGAAAGACUGAGCAUGUUGUUAAAAAGGCUAUGGUCCAGUCAACAUUUGUGCCAAGUUUGAUUAGUAUUAAAGUAGGUUUUAUAGUUUUAUAGCAAUUUGAACUUGUAACAGGAGACUUUUCAAUGAAAACAGCCAUUUUUCACCAAAUGCUCGUGCAGUAAUGGGUUAAACAUUAAUUGAAAAUCGUAUUUUGUGCUAUUCUUAGUCCAAAUUUUCUGAAAUUCUGCACACAAGUUAUUGGUCUGGACCAACAUCAAAUUUAACAAUUUCUUUCUUUUUUUUAUCACCAACCUUCUUCUACCUGUUAUUUAUGGAGUUUGAAAUAUAUGUGUACAUUUGUAUUAUCAAUAUAUUACAGGUAAAUUUUGCAGAUAUUAAGUGUCUAAAGCUAGGUUAAAUCCCUUCAUUUGUACACUUGACCACAUUUUGUGCGCUUAGAUGUUUGUUACCUGGAACUUCAAAAAAAAGGGGGGGGGUCCCCAUCUGAUGCAAGGUUACAAACAAACAUUUACCAUCGUAGCUCCUUUCACAAUAGUGUUCAACUUGUUGCACUUGUUAUUGAUGUAUUUGCUAAGCUAUGAUUAUGAAAAUGUGUUUGCACCUCAGGAUUAGAUGGGGGGGAAAAACCCACAUUUGCCGAGUUCCCGAUUACCACUAUUAUAAUAAUUUUUUGAAUUCCUUAACAGCUUAGUGAUACACAGACCUAGGGGUGUGCUGUGUUAAAGCAACAUGCCUCCAGAUUCAUGAAAAUCUUGAAAUCGUAUUUGAUAGUAAAAUAUUAAGAAGUGAACAAAGAAAGAAAUUCACACAUUGCAAACCACACUUACAAAUUCACGUAAAUUAUCAAAUUGUGGUCAAAAUAUGCAAAAAAGCCCUGACUGCAUUAGUAACACAGUAGAAAUAUGGUGAUGAAUACUGUUAAAUCAGUCAAAAAUCGCAUAUAACAUGUAAAACACUACAUAAAUCUUGAAUAUUUUUACUUUUCUUAAAAUCCUAGUACACUUUUCUCAAUUCCGAUUUCAUUGAAAUAUUUUGGCUCAUCUUGGGGCAUGCAAUACAAAAGACAGUUAUAAAAGUAUAUAAAAAUAAAAUUGCAAAAUUUUAGAUUUUUUAAGGAAAAGUAAGAAUUUGUUUAAGGAAAACUAAGAAAGAAAAGGAAAAAGAAAAUAAAUAACUAUACCUUUAUCAAAUGUAGACCAAUGGAGCCACACAAGAUUUUGUUUCAUCUCUACAUUUAUGUAUAAUAUAUUCACAAACGGAGAGUAAAGUAGGUGCAAAUAACUGGUGAUUUUCUUUUUUACUGUAAAUUUUGGUAUAAUUGUGUGCAAUUUUUUGUUGUACGUUUGUUAGGUAGUGAUAAUUAUCUGUUAAUUUACGAGUAUCCCUAUUGAUUAUGGUUUUAAACAUGUUUAUUUUAUAUCAUAGUCUUUAUUUUAUGUUAUACCUUCUGGUAAAUUUGUUACGAUUAUGCAUUUUACCUGGUGUAAAAUUUAUACCCAAUUUCCGCCAUCCUGUUCUAUGUUAUCAAAUGUGUUUUUACAUUUUCAUCCUUUACCGAGAAUGAUCUUGUCAAUCUUUUUUGCCUUUUAUAUUACAUUUUUUGCUCGACUGUUCGCAGAAUAAUCAAGUUAAAGCAGUCACCCAUAUGUUGGCGUAGGCGUCCCUGUGGUUAAGAUUUUGGAUGUAAGCUGGUAUCUCCAUAACUACUGAAGGGAAUGGAUUGAAACUUCACACACUUGUUCUCUGUGAUUAUCUUACAUGAUUGGCACAAGUCCCAUAACUCUUGAUUUUUUUCCAUAAUUAUGCCCCUUUUUCGGCUUAGAAAUCCUUGGUUAAGUUUUUGCAUGUAAGCUGGUAUCUCCAUUACUACUGAUGGGAAUGGAUUGAAACUUCACACACUUGUUCUCUGUGAUUAUCUUACAUGAUUGGCACAAGUCUUAUAACUCGUGAUCGCUUUUCGUCCGGCGUCCGUCCAUCCGUCCGUAAACUUUUACUUUAAAUGACAUCUCCUCAUAUACCACUAAGCCAAUUUCAUCCAAACUUCACAGGAAUGUUCCUUUGGUGGUCACCUUUAAAAAUUGUUCAAAGAAUUUAAUUCCAUGCAGAACUCUGGUUGCCAUGGCAACCGAAAGAAAAAACUUUAAAUAUCUUCUUUUAAAAAACCAUAAGAGCUAGAGCUUAGAUAUUUGGCAUGAAACAUCUUCUAGUGAGUGUCUACCAAGUUUGUUCAAAUAAAAGCCCUGUGGUCAACAUUGGCCCCGCCCCGGGGGUCAUUGAUUUUCCCUAUAUGCAUAUAGUAAAAACUUAAAAAAUCUUCUUUUAAAGAACCCAAAGAGCUAGAGCUAAGAUAUUUAGCAUGAAACAUGUUCUAAUGGGUGUCUACCAAGUUUGUUCAAAUAAAAGCCCUGGGGUCAAAAUUGGCACCGCCCCGGGGGUCAUUGAUUUUCCUUAUAUGUGUAUAGCAAAAACUUAAAAAAUCUUCUUUGAAAAAACCCAAAUAGCUAGAGUUAAGAUAUUAAGCAUGAAACAUCUUUUAGUGAGUGUCUACAAAGUUUGUUCAAAUAAAAGACCUGGGGUCAAAAUUGGCCCCGCCCCGGGGGUCAUUGAUUUUCUUUAUAUGUGUAUAGCAAAAACUUAAAAUCUUCUUUGAAAAAACCCAAAUAGC